CUUCCGUAUUUCUUGGAGUAAAUUUUCUUCUUUCUUCAAUAAAACUCUAUAAAACUAUAAACUUGUUUGAUAAUUUUAUUUGAAUAAAUUUUAGACUGAAAUUUAUCAUAAACUUUUUGUUGCAGAAAUUCGUUAUAGGAGAAUUAGACAAAAAAACUUAUACUUAUGAUCGAAAUAUGCCAUUAAUAUUCAUCGGUGGUGUUCCACGAUCAGGGACCACCUUAAUGAGGGCAAUGUUAGACGCUCAUCCAGACGUGAGAUGUGGACAGGAGACAAGAGUAAUUCCACGGAUACUCCAGAUGCGGUCUCACUGGCUGAGAUCAGAACGUGAAAACGUCCGUUUAUCAGAAGCCGGUAUAUCUAAAGAGGUUUUAGAUAGUGCUAUUGCAGCAUUUUCCUUAGAAGUUAUUGCAAGACACGGUGAACCAGCACCCCGGCUGUGCAAUAAAGAUCCUCUGACACUAAAAAUGGGCUCUUAUAUACUUGAAUUAUUUCCGAAUGCUAAAUUUUUAUUUAUGGUUCGAGAUGGCCGUGCUACCGUUCAUUCCAUUAUUUCCAGAAAGGUAACGAUAACUGGAUUCGAUUUAUCGUCGUAUAGACAGUGUCUCACGCGAUGGAAUCACGCAAUAUCAUUGAUGUACGAUCAAUGCAAAGAAGUGGGUCCCAGCCGAUGCCUGAUGGUUCCUUAUGAACAACUAGUCCUCCACCCACGUGAUUGGAUGAAGAAAAUCCUUAAUUGGCUCGAUGUGCCCUGGAACGAAUCCGUCCUCCAUCAUGAGGAAUUCAUCAACAAGCCCGGCGGCGUUCCACUAUCCAAAGUUGAACGUUCUUCUGAUCAAGUUAUAAAACCCGUGAAUCUCGAGGCUUUGACUAAGUGGGUCGGACAAAUUCCUACCGACGUUGUCAAGGACAUGCCAGACAUCGCUCCGAUGCUUUCAAAGCUCGGUUAUAAUCCUUAUGAAAAUCCUCCUGUUUAUGGAGCACCUGACAGUGUUGUUAGCGAUAAUACAAGAAGGUAUUUUUACUUAUAUUAUUAUAAUUAUUACUAUAAAUUUUUUAUUCAAUAUAAAUCUGUGAACUAA
Molecule: messenger RNA, 1082 nt
Organism: Cotesia congregata
Lineage: Eukaryota; Metazoa; Arthropoda; Insecta; Hymenoptera; Braconidae
Source: the annotation of a GenBank genome assembly